This is a messenger RNA of Panicum virgatum (switchgrass), 2207 nucleotides long. Its product is annotated as cytochrome P450 86B1-like. Gene Ontology annotation, molecular function: iron ion binding; monooxygenase activity; heme binding. The transcript has 2 exons. NCBI's taxonomy places the organism in Eukaryota, Viridiplantae, Streptophyta, Magnoliopsida, Poales, Poaceae. The record is from RefSeq and is a predicted model, not a curated record. The coding region runs from base 141 to 1838 and encodes 565 amino acids.
CAUCGUCCAAAGCAGCUGAUAACCUAGCUAGCUCAUCGAUCGAUCGAUCUUGUUGCCACCUCGAUCUCCACUGCUAGCUGCCCGCCGCCGACGCCGACGCCGAUCAGCAGCAGCUUGGCGCGGCGAGCUGAGCCAGCGACAUGGCACGCGAACUCGUGGACAUGGCGGUGCGCUUCCUGCGGGAGUACGUGCGGGCGUCGGACCUGGCCGUGGCGGCGGCGGUGUUGUUCGCCUGCAGCGCGGCCCGGAGCCGCCUGGCCACCAAGCCCGGCGCGCCGAUGCUGUGGCCGGUGUUCGGCAUCCUCCCCGCGCUCUUCGCGCACUUCGACGACCUCUACGACUGGGGAUCGGCGACGCUGGCCCGGGCCGGCGGCACGUUCCCGUACCGCGGGAUGUGGGGCGGCGGCUCCAAGGGCGUCAUCACCUCCGUCCCCGCCAACGUCGAGCACGUCCUCAAGACCAACUUCGCCAACUACCCCAAGGGGCCCUACUACCGGGAGCGCUUCGCGGAGCUGCUCGGCGACGGCAUCUUCAACGCCGACGGCGACGCGUGGCGCGCGCAGCGCCGGGCCGCCUCCGCCGAGAUGCACUCGGCGCGGUUCAUCGAGUUCUCGGCGGCCACCAUCGCCGGCCUGGUGCGCGGCAAGCUGGUGCCGCUGCUGGAGGCGCUCGCCGAGCGCGGGGCCGCCGUGGACCUGCAGGAUGUGCUGCUCCGGUUCACCUUCGACAACAUCUGCGCCGCCGCGUUCGGGGUCGACGCCGGGUGCCUCGCCGAGGGCCUCCCCGACGUGCCGUUCGCGCGCGCGUUCGAGCGCGCCACGGAGCUCUCGCUGGCGCGCUUCGUCACCCCGCCCUUCGUGUGGAAGGCCAAGCGCCUGCUCGGGGUCGGCAGCGAGCGCGCGCUCGUGGAGGCCACCCGCGCCGUGCGGGGGUUCGCCGAGCGGACCGUCGCCGAGCGCCGCGCCGAGCUCAGCAAGACGGGGGCCCUGGCCGGCCGCUGCGACCUGCUCUCGCGGCUCAUGUCGUCGCCGCCGCCCCCCGACUGCCCCGGGGGCUUCUCCGACGAGUUCCUGCGGGACUUCUGCAUCAGCUUCAUCCUCGCGGGCCGCGACACCAGCUCCGUGGCGCUGGCCUGGUUCUUCUGGCUCCUCGCGUCCCACCCGGACGUGGAGUCCCGCGUCCUCGCCGACAUCGCCCGCGCCGGCGGCAGCGACGCCACGGGCGGCGGCAGCAGAAUGGAGUACCUCCACGCGGCCCUGACGGAGUCCAUGCGGCUGUACCCUCCGGUGCCCGCCGACUUCAAGGAGGCCCUGGAGGACGACGUGCUCCCCGACGGCACGGCGGUGCGCGCGGGGCAGCGGGUGAUCUACUACACGUACGCCAUGGGGCGGGACAAGGCGUCGUGGGGCCCCGACUGCCUGGAGUUCCGGCCGGAGCGGUGGCUGGACGGGCGCGGCGCCUUCGCCGGCGGCGCCGAGAGCCCCUACAAGUACGCGGUGUUCAACGCGGGGCCCAGGCUGUGCGUCGGGAAGCGCUUCGCCUACGCGCAGAUGAAGGCGGUGGCGGCGGCCGUGCUGGCGCGGUUUCGGGUGGAGGUGCUGCCGGGGCAGGCGGAGGCCGUCAGGCCCAAGCUCAACACCACGCUCUACAUGCGGCGCGGCCUCAUGGUGCGCUUCGCCGCCAGGGAGCAGCGCCACGAGCCGGGCCGCGCCGUGCCGGCCGCUGGUGGGUGCUCCAUUAAACGCGGGCGGCCUAAAGCUGCAAUUGAGCGGGACGGUUCCGUUCGUGCGUCCAGAAUUGGGGAGGAAGAGACUGACGUGGGGACGACGACCAGCUGAAGCACACACGAAGCUGUGGAAGAGUCGAAGAGAAUAAGCCGCAGGUCGCUCAGAUCGAGGGGGUGAGGAUGGUAUCAAUACGUGCUGGUUGAGGGGACUAGGGUCAUGUGAGUCGGUAAAGCGUAUGUAUCUAGUGUCAUAUAUAUGGACGUACAAGGGGUAUAUAUACUUAUUAUAUACGUGGUGUAUGUACGUGCGUGUUUCUCGCUGUGUGUGUAAGUUGUGUCGUGUUGACGCAGUUCCAAUGAAAAUCGCAGAACUGCGUUCCCAAAUGAACAGAUGCGUGUGUGUGUGUGUGAUAAGUUCUUUUAUUUUUUAUAUAAACUGUGUAUAAUAACAAGUGGAGGGGGCCAAUUGUUCCACCGCAAA